AUGACUCGCAGAGACCUUCUUCUUGACCGUCACGUCCAUGCGACCGCCGGUGGCCGCUCUCAACAAAGCUUCAGCUCGGGCAUCGCCAAGCCCUACACCUGGCGCCGGCGCCGGCUGGGUUGGGCCUCCCGGCCCGUCGCCUCGAUGAGGGCUCGCUGGCCCCGAAACUUCCAGGCUUGGUCUGCAGCCGAAUCGCAACCAAUGUCCGUUGCCGCGACGGUUUCCGACAGCGCGGGCGGCUUCAAUGGUCCGGUGCAUAGUGUACGCCAAGACCUUAUGCGCGCUCACCACGAGUGCCUGCCCGGGGCUCGAAUCAUCAUUGCCCGCCCGCCCAGCGUCCACUACCGGGAAGCAGCCCACGCGCCCCUGCUGCAGCCGGCUGAGUUUAUCAGUCAAUCCAGCGACGGCCGCAGCAUCCUCGGCGUCUUGCAAUGUCUCGAGGAUGUCUGCUUCAAAAUCCACGUCCCAUUCAUAUCCAUGUCCUCACCCGCCUGGCCGCCUGUCGAUGAAUUGCGAUGCAUCUUGGCAUACAGUCCCAAUGGCGAGAAGUGCGAGUUCUUUUGCAACUCUCAUGACGUCACUCUUAUCGGUGAGACAUCUGCCGAACACCUGUCUGUCAAACUGGGGCAAAUACAAAUUAUUGAACCGGGCAUGUGGACAGUUGCUGUGUCUUCGGACCUGGUGUCUCCCGGGAACGGACCGGGCUGUCCGCGUGCGGUGGUGGAAUUCCUGCUGCUGGAGCGCACGUACCAAGGUACUCUGUCAGGUCCAACAGUGGCAGAAGAUGAUGCACCCCCUACUUCCCCGGCGGAAGCUCAUCAUUCGACGGCGGCCAUUCCCAACGCAGCUCCGGUCGAUGACAGAGUAGCAGAGUUUGUCAUGGGAACUGUUCAGUCACCCGAAGCCGAGACCAAGUUGGCGAGCAUUCCGGAAGAAGAGCCACUCAGAAUUGAACGGGGUCCUUUUUAUUGCCUGCGGGACAGGGAGACCCUCCGGAUUACAACGCGCCCGUCGGGAAGUAAUAACGCUGGCAUUGAACGUCGCUACGCGAGCACUGCCGAGUCGUAUCAGGUCACACGCCUACGGAAAAUUGAUCGAAAUCGACAUUCGAGCGUGUUUGCCUGCAUCCAUAGCAAGCUCCCACACACUACCCUCGUGGCCAAGGCUCUCAAUGUCAAACCCGGUGUUCGCAACUCCAUUACUUCUCUUGCAAAUCAUUGGAAGAAUGAGGUGGACGUACUGAAAAAGUUGAAUCAUAAUAAUAUUGUAAAAAUUCGGACGUAUGAUGCACGCUUCUUCACAGUCUACCUAGAGCAUCUGCCCGACUCGCUGGCAUCCUACCCCGAAGAGCCGGGCUUCACUCCAAAGGAUGUCGAGACCAUUCUGUUAGACGUCGCCUCGGCCCUCACCUACCUCGACGAGCAGAGGAUCAGCCACAACGACAUCAAGCCGCGCAACAUUGCCUACUCGCCGGAGCGCGGCGCCGUCGUUCUCGACUUUGGGCUCGCGACCCAGGGCUCCCGGGUGCCGCGGAAGGCGGGCGGCACGGCGUGGUAUGUGCCCCCCGAGGUGCUCUACGAUGGCGCCCGGUCGCCCCGGGGCAACGUGUGGGCGUUUGGCAUCACGAUGCUCUACGUGCUGGGCAUCAUCGGUACGCCCGAGGACAGCGGGAGCGCGUGGGACUUUCUCAACCUCAAGGACCCCAACGGCCCGGACCGCGUCGCCAUGGAGGGCUGGCUCGACUUGAUCUGCGAUAAAGUCGACGCGCUGGACUGGGACGACCCGGUGCAGUUCGUGGUGUUCUGCAUGAUGGACCAGGAUCCGCUUCACUGCCCCGCGAUGAUCAGCUUCCUCGAGGAGGAGGGGUGCAACGCGAGGGGCGGCGGUGGCUACGGUGCGGGUGCGGCGGCGGCGGCGGCGGCGACGACCAGCGAAGAGAGCGGACGGCCCAAAUUCUGGAUCGAGUUCCGGACGUUUGACGAUGGCAUGCACACUACAGAGGAAACGUCCUCGUCGUCGACGCCAGCAGCUUCGUUCCCCCAGUUCGUGCGGCUGCCCCCGGAGCUGCGCCUGAAGAUCUGGGAGUACCUGGUGCGUCCGCGCAUCGUCGUGGCGUGCUGCCUGGAGCGCGACGGGCGGCUCCCGGAGCGACGCGCGCAGCUGCGCAAGCGGACGGCGGGGGAGUCUACUACUACGGACGGCCACGACGACGAUGGCGGCAUCGCCAACGGCAGCUGCAGCCCCGUGCUGCUGCGCAUCAACCGUGAGGCGCGCAGCGUAGGCCUGCGCUUCUACGAGCUCACCUUUAGCUGGCGCAUCUCCAAGCUGCUGUCCGACACGCCCGUGUCGCAGCCCGCGCGCGUGUGGUUCAACUUUGCCCUCGACGCGCUGUACCUGACUGGCGAGCUCGAGGCCUUUGACGCGUACGGCUUCAACUCGCCCAUGGUGUACUUUCUGCGGCCCGAGGACACGCGCCGCGUGCGCCACGUCGCCUGCGCCUUCGCCGAGCUCGGCUACCCGCGCCUCGAGAGCGACCAGAUAUUCGGGUGCCUGUGGCACGUCGCGGACCGGUUUCGCGCGGCGGAGAGGCUGCUGCUGGCGCUGGGGCCCGGCGAAGAGGAGGUCGCGCACUGUAAGAAGUUGGCGGCGUCGAAGUCGUCGUCGUCGUGUGGCCGCGAGGCGGGGUGCGUCUUGACGCUGACGGACGAGGACAACGUGAUGCAGAAGAUUUGGGAGGGCUGGAUGGGCACGGUUCGGGGCAGGCAUGUGCAGGACGACCGGACGCAGCUGGUGGACAAGAAAAUGGUGUUGGUGCGGGAGGAGAGCCUGGCUGAUGUGAUUUCUAGCUUUUAG
Molecule: messenger RNA, 2853 nt
Organism: Cordyceps fumosorosea ARSEF 2679
Lineage: Eukaryota; Fungi; Ascomycota; Sordariomycetes; Hypocreales; Cordycipitaceae
Product: Protein kinase-like domain protein
Exons: 3
Coding region: 1-2853 (950 amino acids)
Biological process (GO): protein phosphorylation
Molecular function (GO): ATP binding; protein kinase activity
Source: RefSeq, a predicted model, not a curated record